Hermetia illucens (black soldier fly) is the source of this 2197-nucleotide messenger RNA. RefSeq names its product retinal dehydrogenase 1-like. NCBI's taxonomy places the organism in Eukaryota, Metazoa, Arthropoda, Insecta, Diptera, Stratiomyidae. Gene Ontology annotation, molecular function: aldehyde dehydrogenase (NAD+) activity. The coding region runs from base 649 to 2112 and encodes 487 amino acids. The record is from RefSeq and is a predicted model, not a curated record. The transcript has 7 exons.
AGCAUUUGAUGAUCUUCCGUCAAACACGUAAGAUAUGUUAAAAAUAACAUUCAAAUCUGUAGAGGUACCCAUUUCCAUUAAAAAGUUGAUUGCACUUUUUAAAAAUAGAUUUAGAUAAUAUUCUCUUUAUUGAAGCAGUUGUGUACAUCUAUAUUAAAUAAAAUAGACAAAUGCAUAUUACAUAUGCAUAUAUGGAUUUAUAAAUUGAAAUUACUGAAACUGGAGGAAGAUUGAGGAAGUUUUAUACAUACAUAUAUUUUCAUUUGGGCGUACAUAUACAAAUUUUGAUGGAAGUAAUUAUCUUAUUAUGUCACUCUGGAAAGCAUCAUUUUAAUAAUUUUCGGAACCUGGUCCAUUUAAAACAAUGACAAACUCCAAUGAAGAUUUUUGAUAUUAUAGGAUGACUUGCCACUUUUCGUAAUGACGAUGGAGAAAAUUGUUCCUUUGAAUCUGUUACGGGUUGGUUUUUGCUCAAGGUGGAAAUUGUGAGCUCAAUUAAAUAAAUUUACUGUGGACAAUAACUGUUCUAAGAUCCCUAAAAUAUGUAUAAAUAUUGGACAUUUCAGGUAGUCACUAGUUGUUUGUUGAAGCAGUGGUUGACUUCAAUUUGUUUUUGCUUGUUUUGUGGGAUUUAUAAAGUGUAAUAAAAUGAAGAGUGUGGAAAUUAAGUAUACAAAUCUGUUCAUCAACAAUGAGUUUGUUCCCGCAAAGUCUGGGAAAACUUUUGAAGUAAUCAAUCCAGCAACUCUGGAGAAGCUUGCAGAUGUAGCUGAGGCAGAAGAAGCUGACGUCGAUUCUGCUGUGUUAGCUGCUAGAAAAGCAUUCCACAGAAAUUCUGCUUGGAGGAAAUUAGAUCCAUCUGGGCGAUCCCAACUGAUAAAUAAAUUGGCUGAUUUAAUAGAGCGCGAUCAGGAAAUCCUAUCAACUAUAGAGACCAUGGAAGUCGGUAAACCAUUAAUUGAAUCAAAAUACUCAGUUGGAUUAGCCGUUCAGGUUUUACGCCAUUAUGCUGCUUGGUGUGAUAAAUUUUUUGGUGAAACCUGUCCUGCACCAGGAAACCUCAUCUCAAUGACCAGGAAGGAACCAGUUGGAGUUGUUGGACAAAUAAUUCCGUGGAAUGGUCCCAUUACCAUGUUAGGUUGGAAAUGGGGUCCAGCUUUGGCUGCAGGUUGUACGAUAGUCCUUAAACCGGCAGAAGAUACGCCGUUAGGAGCUCUACACAUUGCAUCUCUAGUUUUAGAAGCAGGUUUUCCGCCUGGUGUUAUAAAUGUAGUUCCUGGAUAUGGCCGCACUGCCGGCGCUGCAAUUGCAAGUCAUAUGGAUAUAAAUAAAGUUGCUUUCACUGGAUCCAUUCCUACUGGAAAGCUCAUAAUGGCUGCAGCUGCCAAUUCAAAUUUGAAGCGUGUAACUUUGGAGCUAGGUGGCAAGAGUCCAUUAGUUGUUUGCGAGGAUUUUGAUCUGGAUAAAGCAGCUGAAAUUUCUUAUAGAGGCAUUUUUGCAAACGCUGGUCAAAUUUGUGUUGCUCCAAGCCGGGUUUUUGUUCACGAGAGCAUUCACGAUGCUUUCUUGGAAAAGUUAGUAGCGAAGGCUAAAUCACGUAAAGUCGGUAAUCCUUUAGAAACAGGCAUUGAACAGGGCCCGCAAGUUAACGAGGCAAUGUUUAAGAGGGUAAUCAACUAUAUCGAAAUUGGGAAAACUGAAGGGGCCAAACUUGUAGCCGGUGGAAAACCCUUGGACAAAAAAGGUUACUUCAUUGAACCAACCGUUUUUGCAGAUGUUACUGAUAGUAUGCGAAUUGCAAAGGAGGAGAUUUUCGGUCCAGUUCUAUGCGUUUUAAAAUAUAAAACAAUGGAUGAGGUCAUUGAUCGCGCUAAUAACACACACUUCGGAUUGGCUUCAGGAAUAUUGACUAAUGAUAUUAACAAGGCGAUGACUUAUGCAAGUGCGAUUGAAUCGGGCUUGGUAUGGGUCAAUGGAUAUAUGUCCAUGUCACUUUCUAGUCCUUUUGGAGGAUAUAAACAAUCGGGUAUUGGAAGAGAACUUGGUCGUUAUGGAUUGGAAAACUACCUUGAAACUAAGACAAUUACAAUCAAUAUUUCCCCAGCCAUCUAGUGUUACAUGUAUUCGUUUUGGGUGACAUUAAAUGUGUACCGUGUGCGUAAAAAUUAUAACAAUAAAGUAGAGUUUUCAAGAGAGA